Thunnus maccoyii (southern bluefin tuna) is the source of this 3529-nucleotide messenger RNA. RefSeq names its product membrane progestin receptor beta-like. Bases 2202 to 3245 code for a protein of 347 amino acids. The record is from RefSeq and is a predicted model, not a curated record. Lineage: Eukaryota; Metazoa; Chordata; Actinopteri; Scombriformes; Scombridae. Gene Ontology annotation, cellular component: plasma membrane. Gene Ontology annotation, molecular function: nuclear steroid receptor activity; steroid binding. The transcript is spliced from 7 exons. Gene Ontology annotation, biological process: response to steroid hormone.
AUUAUUAUUCCGUCUUUGUUUUUAUUCCUGAUAAGUAAAAAAUGUAAAUCAACAAAAUCAAAUAAGUGAUUGUAAAAUGGUUCUAUGUGAUAGUUUUGGCAGAAAAAGUAAAGAGAGUGUGUAACAGCGAGUGUAACGCAGCGAGGUGUGUUAAUGUCAGCAGUGUGUCGAGUCUCAUGAUGUCUGAAAUCCUCCGCAGAGAAAAACUCAUUCAGACUGAAAUCAGCUCUAAUUAGCUGAAAACAAGAACACAUUGUGGAGAUUAGAGAUGUGUGUGUGUGUGUGUGUGUGUGUGUGUUAGUGUGUGUGUGUGUGUGUGUGUGUGUGUGUGUGUGUUACCAUGCAUGUGACAGCGGCUGGCGGUCUGCAGGACUGAGCAGCGAACGGAUCGGUGGCUCCUGGAGCAGCAGCUCACAUCCUGACGCCCACACAGCGAGAGAGAACUCAGGUAAGUUUGUUUCCUCUGCUGUCUGCGGGUUGCUGUGACCUCUGACCUUUGACCUUCUUAUUGCUGAUUGUGAUUUCGUAUUUUUCUGUUUUCCUACAAAGGUUUUUCUAAUCCUCUUAAAGGUUUGUUUUCUGCUUGUAGACACAGCAGGUAGAACAAAAGAGAAACACAGAAUUUCAACUGUUGUUUUAUAUUAUUAUGCAAGUUUACAGUAAUUUGCAUGAUUUAAUGAACUUUUUCAUUAAAAUGUAACAAAUUCUUGUUUCUACCGGUGUCUGUUAGCUUUAUGAUCACUGUCUUCUCACCUUGUUUUUAUUCAGCAACUGGUUCCCUGCUUUAUAUUCCAAUUUCAAACUUUACUUUUAAUAAUAUCCUCAAUUUUCAUCAAUAUACGAACAUCAGAGUCAUAUAAAUAAUGCAAUCAGACUACAGGUUUAUGUUGUGGCCGCCAGUUUGAAUUAUUUCAACUUUACUUCUGAGAGAUCUGAUUUUUUUCUGUUGGUUUGUUUCUAUAUACUACAUUACCCAUGAGCCUCAGCUGCUGUUGCUAUGGAGAAGAAGCCAGUCAGAGGUGUAAAUAUUCUGAAUGUUUCAUCAUCAACUGUGCACCUGUCUGACCCCCUAUAUCAGCGGUUUUCAAACUGUUUCACGUCAAGGAAAUUAGACCACGGACCCCCGUCUGAUAAGAUUUUUGCUUUUAUUACAGAAAGUGUAUGAAACCCAUGACCAAAAUAACCCUACAUUCUGUCAUUGUGUUAAUUAUGGAUGGAAUCCUGUGGUGGAUAUUUCUGAGUGAUGGUCACCACUUCAGUGGAGAGAAGCACACACAAGCCUUUGAUGUCUUAUUGCUGAGAAUGUUUAUUGAAGUUACUUGAUCAAGGAGAACUGUAAACAUCCAAGUUGGUGUAACUCAGAUGCUGUCUCUUCCCGCUCUGCCCUCUGACAGUCUGAGUGUUAGUAUUUAACCCAAGCAGAUCUGACUAUGAUAUGAUCAGUCUACUCGGUUCACUAGUUUCUAUCUGGUUACACAUUCCACCCAUCUUUGUUGUCUAGAAGAGUCCUCUCUGGCCUUGGCCUACCAUGGCAGUGCUGAUAUACUCUUCAUCAGAGAGGUUUCUGCUCUCACCAAAACAUCACAGACAGCUGACGUCUUGAGGAGAGAUUAAGAAUUACAGCGUGACCUCAAGACGUCCUCUUGACCUGAUGUAACUCCAACCUGUAACCCCUAAAGAUGGAAAAUUCCAUAACAAAUCCUAGUGAAAAUAAAUGAUUCCCCUUUUUGCUGGGGAGCCCCUGGCUCAUCUCUCUAACAUCUCUCUAACCCCCUACACACACAUCUGUCUCUAACACACCUGUCUAAUCAACUUCGCACUCUAACCACCAACCCACCUGUCUAACACACCUGUGUAACUCCCACCCCACCAUCAAACUAACCGACACACAUGUAUAACCACAAACACACCCACAGACCCACCUGGUAAACUACCUACCUGGGCAAUCAAAACACUUGUCUGUUCUCCUACUCACCUGCUAAAAUACAUACCUAGCUGUUAAAUCUCCUACCUACCUGUAUAACCACCAACACACCUGUCUAACUUCCUAUACACCUGUCAUACCAUCUAUCUGUUAAACCAUCUGUAUGCAUUAAAGCACCUACUUACCUGUCUAACCCAAAACUCACCUGCUCACAUGAUUUUAAGAUUUCUUUUAACAAUUUCAGUUUCAUACAGAUCAAGACUCGUCCUCUCCCAUCAUGCCUCGGGUGUCGUUCGCCCUUCCCUCGCUGUCCCUUACCUUCCUCCCCCCGCUGGCCCGCCUCCUGCCAUCCCUGCCCGCCACUGUGCGGGACGUGGACGUGCCCCCUCUGUUUCGGGAGCGCUUCAUCCUGUCAGGGUACCGUCCUGUGGGCCUGACAUGGCCUUGCUACGUCCUCAGCCUCUUCCAGAUCCACAACGAGACAGUGAACGUGUGGAGCCACCUGCUGGCCGCCGCCUGUGUGGUCGCCAGGUUCCUGUUGUUCAUGGGUCCUGAAGGUCAGGGGUUUUCUGUGGACGCCUCCUCGCUGCCUCUGGUCCUCUAUGUCUUCUCUGCCGUCACAUACCUGAGCUGCAGCGCUGCGGCUCACCUGCUGCAGUCUCACUCGGAGCAGGCGCAUUACUCGCUCUUCUUCCUGGACUACAUGGGCGUGGGCGUCUACCAGUAUGGCUGCGCUCUGGCUCUGUGCCUGUACAGCUCGGACGCCGCCUGGACACAAAGCAUGCUGGGACAGAUCUUUCUCCCGGCCGCCGCCCUUCUCGCCUGGUUCUCCUGCUCCACCUGCUGUUAUGCAAAGCUUCGUUUCCGGCGGCCGUACCCACUCCACAGGAAGCUCUACCAGGUGGUCCCGAUGGGCGUGGCCUACAUACUGGACAUCAGCCCUGUCGCCCACCGCCUCGCCACCCAAAGCUGGACCAGCAACUCUGCACUCCCACUGCAUGGCCUGCAGGUGGUGCUGUUUCUGCUGUCCGCCUUCUUCUUCUCUUGCCCCAUACCUGAGCGUUUCUCCCCCGGCCGCUAUGACAUCAUCGGCCAUGGCCACCAGCUCUUCCACCUCCUUCUGUCCUUCUGCACGCUGGCCCAGCAGGAAGCGCUGUUCCGGGACUUCCUGUGGAGGCGGCCAGCGCUGGUCAGAGAGUUCGGAGAGGAGCACCUCCUGCUGGCCUGUGCCUCCUUCCCCUGCCUGAUGCUCUGCUGCGUGAUGACGGCGCUUGCCAUGAGGCGGCGAGCUAAAAAACAACUGAUGAAAGAGCAAAGAUAGAAGAAGAAGAGGAAGAUGUGACUUCAUGGACACAAACUGCUGAGGGAUUUAUUUUAUAUUGCAGAGACAUUUCUUCGGACAAUCAUGAGGUUUUUGUGGGCUCAAACAGCAGAGCGUCUCAGUGUUUAUUCUGUCUGUCAAUGAGUAACCCUGCAGCAGGAGAAGCUUCGUACGUACAGUAUUUGAGCCUGAAGUCACAGCUGUUUGUACGUACAUGGACACAGGAGUCAGUGACGAUGGUUAAACUGCUUCGGUCUUCGCUCAGCUGGAACUGAAAGAACGAG